Molecule: messenger RNA, 1368 nt
Organism: Penicillium odoratum
Lineage: Eukaryota; Fungi; Ascomycota; Eurotiomycetes; Eurotiales; Aspergillaceae
Product: Zn(II)2Cys6 transcription factor
Exons: 4
Coding region: 1-1368 (455 amino acids)
Biological process (GO): positive regulation of transcription by RNA polymerase II
Cellular component (GO): nucleus
Molecular function (GO): zinc ion binding; transcription cis-regulatory region binding; DNA-binding transcription factor activity, RNA polymerase II-specific
Source: RefSeq, a predicted model, not a curated record
AUGGUUAAUGGAAUAGAUGCCGCAUGUCUGACAUGUCGUCAAAAAUCACGACGGUGUGAUCGUACGCGGCCGAUGUGCAAGCGAUGUAUCAGCAAAGGACUUCAAUGUGGCGGGUAUCCCGACAAAUUUCGAUUUUGCGGGAUUGCCAGCCGAGGGAAGUGGAAGAAUCGAGAUGCUCCUAUCGAUGAAAUUGUAUCAGCAGAUAACCCCCCGACGAGCAGGAGAGACAAUUUUUCAGGGUCAAGUACCCCCGGGAGUGCUUCUAUUUCUCAAGGUCUCACGCCAAAUGACGGACCCGAGAUCGAAAAAGUUCUCAAGUCAGCAGAAACUGCAACUCUACUCUCCCAUUCACAGCCGAUCGAUAGCAGUGAAAACCCCUAUCGACUUUAUGUUAUCCCCCUAGCCCACGAACAAAUUGGCCUCUUAUAUUCGGUGCUCGCGCUUUCUGCAUGCCAUCUUGGUCAUUUGAAAUCUGAUAGACACCUUUACGAAGACGUUGCAGUAUACUAUCGUCUUAAAGCAAUCACCGAGCUUAGCAUUGCGAUCAAGAAGGUAUGCUCCGGGGAUUUCAGCGCGGAUGAUCGGGAUGGUGUUUUUGCCACCAUUCAAAUUCUUCUUCUGCAUGAUUUAUGUGAAUCGGGCAUAUCGUCCCAUGGAGCUCACAUUUCUGGCGCCAUGUCGAUUAGCUCUCAGUUGAUGCUGGACCAGCAGUUGCUGGAUAUUAUUCGCGCAUUUUCCGCCCCUGGGAGACUGUGUUUCUCUCAAAGGCUUCGCAAGAAACUACUAUCAUUGGGUAAUUUGCGAUUUGAGUCGGUGAAUGGUUGUCCCCGUGAAUUAGUCUUGCUGAUCGGGGAAGUACUCGAGCAUGCCAAGACUCAUUCAACCGGUGACCUGGGUACCAAGAAGUAUAAUGAAAGCUUGCAAAGCCUGAUUCACAAGUUUUAUAUCUGGGAUAGCUCAUGUUGUUUGUACCCCGAUGAAAAUCCGCUUUGGCCAUCUGUUGCCGAGGCAUAUCGUCACACCUGCAUUCUGCGCACUCGACGUCUUCUAGACGAGAUGGAAUCUGCUGCCGAGCCAUGCAUACAAGACUCGGUCACCAAAAUUUUGGAUUCAAUUGCAAAUAUUCCAGGGUCUAGCCCGUUGAUCGAACUUCUGGUACUCCCCUUGUUCAUGGCUGGAGCGGAUUGUCUUUCUCCGCAUUCACGACACUAUAUCUUGUUGCGGUUGAGAGAAAUUGAUGCCAGAUCAGAGAUGGGUGUUUCGGCGCCGCAGACCCUACUUGAAAAAGUAUGGCAUGCACGGGCGCAGAAACCGGCGCAUGAUCGAAGCAAUUCUCCCUGGAUGCUUUUCGUGAGUUCAAUCGCCUAA